Molecule: messenger RNA, 2275 nt
Organism: Coregonus clupeaformis (lake whitefish)
Lineage: Eukaryota; Metazoa; Chordata; Actinopteri; Salmoniformes; Salmonidae
Gene: slc2a12
Product: solute carrier family 2 member 12
Biological process (GO): transmembrane transport
Cellular component (GO): membrane
Molecular function (GO): transmembrane transporter activity
Source: RefSeq, a predicted model, not a curated record
AUGUCAAACCUCUCCUCUGGGACCCCAGACGUGUCAAACCUCUUCUCUGGGACCCCAGAUGUGUCAAACCUCUCCUCUGGGACCCCAGACGUGUCAAACCUCUUCUCUGGGACCCCAGACAUGUCAUACCUCUCCUCUGGGACCCCAUACAUCUCAAACCUCUUCUCUGGGACCCCAGACGUGUUAAUCCUCUUCUCUGGGACCCCCAGAUGUUGUUCCUGGCUGGUCGUCCUAGCAGCGGUAGCUGCGUCUCUCAGUGGCCUGAUGUUGGGUUAUGAAUUAGGCCUGACCUCCGGUGUCCUGCUCCAGCUAAGGGGUGUCCUCUCUCUGUCAUGCCGGGAACAGGAGCUCCUGGUGGGGUCUCUGCUGCUGGGCUGUCUGGUGAUCUCCAUGGCUGGAGGCUGGGGCCUGGACCGCUACGGACGCCGCUGGGCCAUGCUACUGUCCGGAGGCCUGGUGGCCGGGGGCACCUUGCUACUACUGCUCCCGGCCUCGCUCACCACGCUGUCGCUCGGCCGCGCCGUGGUUGGCAUGGGGACAGCGUUGUCGGGAACGGCGGCGUGCAUGUACAUAGCGGAGAUCGCGCCGCGGGAGCGCCGGGGGUUGUUAGUGACGCUGUACGAGCUGAUGGUGGUUGUCGGGGUGUUGCUAGGGUUCGGGUGUAGCUACACGUUCUCUGCUCUGCCUAACGGGUGGAGAUAUACCUUCGGCCUUGUCCUACUGCCGGCCAUUCUGCAGGCCGCUGCCCUCUUCCUCCUCCCACCCAGCCCACGCUUCCUAGUUGCCAGGGGCGACUCGGAACGGGCCAAGGAGGUGCUGGCCCUUCUGAGGGGCGUGGCCAGCAGGGAGGCUGUGGAGGAGGAGCUACGGGACAUCCAGGCGGGGCUUAAGGAGGAGGCGGAGCAUGGUUUCCGGGAGCUGUUCAGCGACAAGGCUAACCUGCGCUGGCGGUUGCUAAUGGGCGUGGCUCUAGUGUUCCUCCAGCAGACUACGGGUCAGCCCAACCUCCUCUCCUACGCCUCGCCGCUACUCCGCAGCGUGGGUUUCCAUAGCGACGCCGCCGCCAACCUGGCCUCCACAGGCUUCGGCGUGGUGAAAGUGGUGGGGACGGUUCCCGCCGUCCUACUGGUCGACAGGGUCGGGCCCAAGAGCUUCCUGUGUGUCGGUGCGGUCGCCAUGGGGAUGUCGCUGGUGACACUGGGGGUGGUGACCUUGCAGAGCCACACCCAUCUCACCAGCCUAUGCCAGAGCCCUGUGGGGCUAAACCACACCUACCAGGGGCAGAACUUAAACACUCCUUCCUCCGGAUUGGACUAUGGCUCUUUUAAAUUAAUCACGCCACCUCCCGGUGAAAGCCAAUGGAAUGGCAGUGACCCUGCGGAGGCUCUGAGGACUAAGAGAGAGGAUGCUGGGAUGGGGUCAGGGGUAAGGGGUCGGGGUCACAUGAAGUGGAUCUCACUUGUCAGCCUCCUGGUGUAUGUAGCUGCUUUCUCCUUCAGCCUCGGACCAAUGGUGUAUGUGGUCCUGAGUGAGAUCUUCCCUACAGGGAUCAGAGGUAAAGCUGUGUCUGUGGUGUCUGCUGUAAACUGGGCCACCAACCUCCUCAUGUCCAUGAGCUUCCUCUCUGCCACAGAGAGGAUUGGUGUUCCCAACGUGAUGUUCCUGUACGCCACCAUGAGCUUCAUCCUGCUGGUCUUCGUCCUCCUCCUCAUCCCAGAGACACAGGGACGCACACUGGAACAGAUAUCUAAAGAACUGGCCAAGAAAAAGCAGCUGAAGGUGAGGUUCUGGCGUCGAGUGCAACCCCAGGAGACUCUGUUCACCAUUCACAAGACCCCUGAACUCUCAACUCUGACCCCUCAACCUCUCACCGGCUUCGCCUAGCUGUCCACAGCAGAGGGACCAAGAUCUGGGGAGAGAGAGGGAACGAGAGAAAUGGAGAGGAGGGAGGGCGAGAAAGGAGGAGGAGAGAGAUAGAGGGAUGGUAGAAGGGGAAGAACAACCAUGACUAUGAAGUCACUUCCUCCUUCCCUCCCUCCCUCCCUUCCUCCUUCCCUCCCCCCCCAUUGAGAGAGCAGCCCUGAGGCCCAGAUGGAACUCUUGCUUCGCUGACCUCCGACCUCUGACCUGUCUGUCUGUCCUCUGGACUGCUAACUUGUUUGUACUGUUUUCAGACAAAAUACACAGGAUUUUACCUUUAAAAAAAAAGAAGCCAUUUUCUGUAUGACCCCAAUUCAUUUAAACAGGGACUGUUUCAAGUUAGGGAGGUGUUAAA